Antechinus flavipes (yellow-footed antechinus) is the source of this 807-nucleotide messenger RNA. It is a transcript of the gene RPL13, whose product is annotated as ribosomal protein L13. Gene Ontology annotation, cellular component: cytosolic large ribosomal subunit; ribosome. Bases 125 to 760 code for a protein of 211 amino acids. Gene Ontology annotation, molecular function: RNA binding; structural constituent of ribosome. NCBI's taxonomy places the organism in Eukaryota, Metazoa, Chordata, Mammalia, Dasyuromorphia, Dasyuridae. The record is from RefSeq and is a predicted model, not a curated record. Gene Ontology annotation, biological process: translation. The transcript is spliced from 6 exons.
UCUCAUUGGCUGGGAAGCGACGGGGGCUCCGAUAGGCUGAAACCAUCGCUAUCCCAGCGUGCUUCGGGACCCUGCUUUCCUUUCCGCUCGGCUGAGGUGCCUGUGAGGAGGGCUCUAAGCAGCCAUGGCGCCCAGCCGAAAUGGCAUGAUCUUGAAACCCCAUUUCCACAAAGAUUGGCAAAGACGAGUUGCUACAUGGUUUAACCAGCCUGCCAGGAAGAUCAGAAGGCGAAAGGCCCGACAAGCAAAAGCACGUCGAAUUGCUCCUCGCCCAGCAUCUGGUCCCAUCCGGCCUAUUGUGAGGUGCCCUACUGUCCGAUACCAUACCAAAGUGCGUGCUGGUAGAGGAUUCAGCUUGGAAGAACUUCGAGUGGCUGGUAUCCAUAAAAAAGUGGCACGGACCAUUGGCAUCUCUGUGGAUCCCCGUCGCCGAAAUAAGUCUACAGAAUCUCUGCAGGCAAAUGUGCAGCGGCUGAAAGAAUAUCGGUCCAAACUGAUCCUCUUCCCAAGGAAACCAUCUGCACCCAAGAAGGGAGAUAGUUCUGCUGAAGAACUCAAGUUGGCAACCCAGCUCACAGGACCGGUUAUGCCCAUCAGAAAUGUCUUCAAGAAGGAGAAAGCUCGCGUCAUUACUGAAGAUGAGAAGAAUUUCAAGGCAUUUGCUAGCCUUCGUAUGGCCCGGGCUAAUGCCCGCCUCUUUGGAAUUCGGGCAAAACGAGCCAAGGAGGCUGCAGAGCAAGAUGUGGAGAAGAAAAAGUAAACAGCCUCUGAGAACUUUCAAUAAAAUUAUACAAAAUGUUGGCAUAA